Cicer arietinum (chickpea) is the source of this 2598-nucleotide messenger RNA. RefSeq lists its product as uncharacterized. Lineage: Eukaryota; Viridiplantae; Streptophyta; Magnoliopsida; Fabales; Fabaceae. The record is from RefSeq and is a predicted model, not a curated record.
GUGAAGACGUGUGAGUGUAUGUAUUGAAAGGGAGAGGAGAGAAGAAAAAAAACAAAGAAAAUGUGUUGAGGUGAGAGUAGAGUAGCAAGUCUCUCUCUCCCUGGGGAGAGAAAGAGAAAAAAAGAGAGAGAGAUAGGAAGUUAAGGCUUUAGAGACAGAAAAACAGACACAUACAUAUAUUAGAUAGACAAAAAAAUAAAAAACUGCUCACUUUCCCAUUUCUCACACUUUCUUCUUUCUUCUUCUUCGUCAUCACAUUCGUACACACACACUCUCAAUUCUCAAAUGAUGAAUUCAAGCAAAAUCGAAGAAGAAGACGAUCUUUUCCUCCGAGUCCCACCGGAUCUAGUCAUACACCCUCCACACCAGAUCCUCCCUCCCACCACAACAACAACAACCUCACCACCACCACCAGACCCUCCCUCUUUCUCUCUUUCCGAAAUCGUUCUAUUCCCUUCCCCUUCCUCCUCCGACUCCCCACCGAGUCACUCCUCCGCCGACUCACCACCGAGUCACCAACUCACCACAACAUCAAAACCCUUAUUCGUAAGUCCCGACUCUCACAUCUCCUCCCAAUUCUACACAUUCAAUCCCGACUCCCACUCUCUCAUGAUCAACUGCCUCCUCCAAAACCGGCUCGCCACUCCCUCCGAGAUCCGCGCUGCCACUCCACGCGCCGUCCUCAAAUCAUGGCGAACCGUUUGGAAAGACCGUAACGAAGAAACCGCUUACCUAACCGCAUGGAAACGAAUCCAAGACAAAUUAACCGCGCGUGUGGACCAACACGGUAAUCACUUCCUCUGUUUCAAAAACAACACGAAUCAAUUCGUUUCGCAUAUUAAUCAAUGGCAAGACAUUGUUAUGAGUUAUCAUAGUGACGCUGAUCUUAAACAUCUCGGUGUUAAAGACACCGUUGAGAGAAUUAAACAGGUUUGGACUGUUGGUGCUAAGUUUUAUGGUAUUCCUGAGAGUUACAUUCGUGUUUGUAUCGGCGCUUGUCCUGUUUGCUCUGCGGUAGCCUCUGGAUCUAAUGUAUCAGAGGCUGCCGCCGCUGCUAGGAACAAGCGGCGGAGAUUUGAGUAUACCGAAUCCUUUGAUGUGCCUGCUAAGGAAGUUCCUAGUAGGUUGCAGCAACUUGCUGCUAAGCAUAAGGUUGUGCUUUGUAUUAGGCAAAAGUAUAUUAGGUAUAAGCCUUUUAUGGCUGAGGUUAAGGAUUAUGCUUGUCAUAGAGCGGGUCAACCUGCUGCUUCUAAGAAAUCUAAGAUUUUGAAGAGGGAGCCCUAUGCUUCUAAGAGGUGUGGAUGUGGGUUUCGGAUUAGAGCUAUUGUUCCGAUUGCGAAUUAUAAUGAGAAGGAUAAGAGUUUUGUUUAUCAGGAAGAGGGGAUGGCGGUUUUUAAAUUGUAUGCUGUGCAUUCGGGGCAUGAGCCAGGGCCGUUGGAUGGAAAUGCUAGGAUUAUGCAUAGGGUUGUUGGACAUAAAGGGGGGUAUUUGAUGGAUCAGGACGCGGUUGUUUAUGGGGUGAGUGAGGAAAUGGAGAAUGAUGGGUUUGGUUUGAUGGGGAAAGAUGAAGGAGAUUUGCAGUUUUCGGUUUUGCAACAGGUGCAGGAGUUGAGAGCUGAGGUUGCGAUGUUGGAAGGGAGGGUUUCGAAGAUUCCGCAGGAGUUGUUGGGUUCGGUUUCGAGAGAUUUGUUUGACGUUGUGAAUAAAAUUAGGAAUAUAGGGGAAGUGGGUUUGAAGCCGAUGGGGUUACUUCCGGAUAAGUCGCAUGCAGACGAUGUCUUGGUUGGGGAUAAUGAUCUUGCAAACUGGAGUAGUCAUCACCAUGAAAGGAUUUACGGGGAUGGCAAGGACACAGAGCUGAUUGAGGAUGAUGAAGAUAGUUUCGGCCGCACUUUGGGAGAAGUGGUUUCUUGGGGUGACCAUAUCAGGACAGAGUGCAGAAGUCAGAAGGAUCUGAUGAGUGAAACUUGUAAGCCUGAAAAGUGGUUGAAAUGCAGCGACUUCGAUGAGAAGAGCAUCCUUGAUUGCGAGGAUACUAAAUUAACCAAGCCCAUCAGACAUGACGAUGCUAUUGUUUCAGAUGUAGGUCUUGGUUGUAUACAGGUUGAUAGUUUCUACCAAGACAAUGCUAAAUGGUAUGAUUCUCCUUGUGCUUUGGAUACUGGUGCAGAUUGCGAGGAUACUGGAUUCCGUCAUGGAGAGAUUUUAUAGUGCCAUGAACGUCAAAGUUAAUCCAUUCUAACUUAUUAGAGAUCAGAUUCUACCAUGCGAGCUUCUGUACCCCUUUCAACAAAUAGAAGUGGGAUUGUACAUUUAUGUAUACAGAAGAUUGGAGCAGUUCAACUUGCCCUUUAGGUGUAUUUUAUUGUGUAUGGUUCUGUAAAGUAUGACCAAUUAUGCUUUUUUGCACAUAACUUUGUUAUGAGUAUGGCUGUAUUUGUUGACUUUGCUCUCUUUCAGCCUUCAGAUUCUUUAUCUUAGUCCUUCUUAUAAAGCACAUUGGUGUUUUAGUGGUCUGUUGUUGAACUUCAGAUGAUUUUGUAUGUAUUAUGAGGAGCCACCGGUGAUUUAUAUCCAUAUGGUGUUUUGAACUUUUUU